Messenger RNA from Helianthus annuus (common sunflower), 1650 nucleotides. RefSeq names its product serine/arginine-rich splicing factor SR45. Bases 105 to 1376 code for a protein of 423 amino acids. The record is from RefSeq and is a predicted model, not a curated record. Gene Ontology annotation, molecular function: RNA binding. The transcript is spliced from 12 exons. Lineage: Eukaryota; Viridiplantae; Streptophyta; Magnoliopsida; Asterales; Asteraceae. Gene Ontology annotation, biological process: mRNA splicing, via spliceosome. Gene Ontology annotation, cellular component: cytoplasm; ASAP complex; nucleoplasm.
GUGAGCCCAAUAACCACAACCAAUCAUCACAACCAAACACUCGUUAUCAUCUUCAAUCUUCAGCUAGGGUUUCUCUGAACAACCCGAGCACUACUUUGUCAUCAAUGGCGAAACCAGGCCGCGGCCGUCCCGCCGCACCCUCUCGCUCCGGCUCCGCCUCCUCCUCCUCCUCUCGCUCUCGAUCUCGCUCCGUCUCCGGCUCCUCUGGCUCCUCCCGUUCCAGAUCUCGCUCUAGAUCCUACUCGUCGUCUUCGUCUCCGUCUCGCAGCCGCAGUCCUCCGGCGAAGAAGAGUUCUGGUGAUGGACUGAGGCGAGGUCGGUCUCCGCAAGCGCAGUCUAAGAGGAGUUCUCCACCUCCAAGAAAAGCUUCUCCUGUACCUGAGUCACUUGUUCUUCACAUUGGCCAGCUCACAAGGAACGUAAAUGAAAAUCAUUUGAAAGAAAUUUUUGGAACUUUUGGUGAAGUUGUGCAUGUACGGCUGGCUAUGGAUCACAUUGUUAACCUUCCAAAAGGAUCUGGAUAUGUUGAGUUCAAGUUAAGAGCCGAUGCUGAAAAAGCUCAAUUACACAUGGAUGGUGCUCAAAUUGAUGGGAAGGUUGUUCAAGCCAAGUUUACUUUACCUGAGAGAAAGAAAGCCUCACCACCUCCCAAGCCUUUGACCACCGGUUCAAGGAGAGAUUUGCCCAAAAAUGAUAAUGCUGGCGUGGAUGCUGAAAAAGAUGGACCCAAACGUGGCCCUGCUGCUGCAUCUCCUCGCCGUAGACCUCCAUCACCACCACGACGGAGGUCUCCUCCUCCCAGAAGAGGAUCUCCUCCCCGUCGCCGUAUCGACUCCCCUCCUCGACGGCCAGAAUCUCCUUACCGCCGUGGCGGCUCACCGCCACCUCCUAGAAGAAGGCCUGCAUCACCACCGCCUCCAAGAAGGCGGCCUGCAUCACCACCGGCUAGAGGCCGCUCACCUUCUCCGCCAGCAAGACGUUAUAAUCGAUCACCUCUUAGGGCAUCUCCUCGUCGGCCGCGUGCUAGUCCCAUUCGAAGGCGGUCACCCCCACCAAGACGCCGGAGUCCACCUCCCAGAAGGUCAUCUCUGAGUCGUAGGCGGAGCCGCUCGCCUAUCAGAAGGCGUGCACGUUCACGUUCUCGUUCUAAAUCAGUUUCACCAAGGCGGGGCCGGCCGCCAGUUGGCAGGCGCGGGAGGUCGUCAUCUUACUCGAGUUCCCCAAGCCCACGAAAGGUGGCAAGAAAAGUAUCAAGAAGUCGCAGUCCUAAAAGGCCUAUAAGACGUAGAAGCAGCAGUAACAGUAGCAGCAGCAGCGGCGGUUCACUUCCCCCACCACCACCACCGCCACCAGGACCACCACCUCGUAGGCCUUGAGUCCCAUAUAUGGAGUACCGAACUUGGUUUUAUUUCGGAACGGCCGAUGUGUAGUGAUUUGUGUUCUGUGGUUUGUUUGGAUGUGAUUAACAGAAUUCAUGCAUUGACCGUCUAAACAUGUCUAUACUUUCUAAAUCUCUACUAUUUGCAUCCAAAUACAUCUUGCUUUUGUCCUUUCCAAAUUUGUAGUUGCAGCUGGUCGGUCAUAAGAUAUGGUAGUUGUGUUCGGCUGAUGGUUUGGUUUAGUUAUAUAAAUGUGUGUUACCGGUUGUUA